Messenger RNA from Manihot esculenta (cassava), 608 nucleotides. Its product is annotated as arabinogalactan protein 12. Bases 125 to 307 code for a protein of 60 amino acids. The transcript has a single exon. Lineage: Eukaryota; Viridiplantae; Streptophyta; Magnoliopsida; Malpighiales; Euphorbiaceae. The record is from RefSeq and is a predicted model, not a curated record.
CCUUGUCAUCUCUUCUUCUCUCUACCAUUCCUCUUUUCUACACAAUCCAUCUUAAAGAGGAGUCUUAGACCCUGAUUCUCCUUUCAAAAUUUUAUUUUCCUGCGAAAAUAUUAUUUUCCAAGAUAUGGAAGCAAUGAAGAUGAAGGUUUUGGUCAUUUUGAUGGUUGUGUUGAUGGCUUUCUCCGCCAUGCAAAUGGCAGCAGCAGCAACUGAUGCACCAGCACCAAGUCCUACUUCUGAUUCCUCUGCUUAUAUUCCCGCUUUGUUUGCAUCUUUGGCUGCUCUUGCUUUUGGGUUCUUCUUUUAAAACUAGCAUCAUUUAAUUUCUUUGUGCUGCUCUUGUUUCUCAUAUCUAUCACUCAAUUUUCUUGCUUUUUCUCUUGUUAUUAAUCCCAUUUUGGAUAUUGAGGGAGGCAAAAGAAUGAGAGGAAAGAAAUGGGUAGUGCUUGUUUAGAGUUAAUCUGGAUGAUUAUUGUUAACUGUGGAAUUGGGUUGAGUGAUUGAUUUAUUUUGGUGUCUUCUUGUAUUGUAUUCAUUAUGAUUUAAUUACCGGCAGUAAUAUUGGAUUUAAAAUCGAUUGAAUUAAAUUAAUUUAAAUUUUAAUUUAA